AUGAAAUUACUAGCAAGAGGCUACGUCUACUGGAAAAAUAUGGACAAGGAUUUAGAAGAUGUGGUAAGAAACUGUCGUGAAUGCCGCCUGCAUCAAAACGAGCCUCCACCAGUUACACUACACCACUGGGAGCCACCAACCGGCCCGUGGCAGCGACUCCAUAUUGACUUCGCGGGACCUCUGAAAGGACAGUCCUUACUUAUAGUUGUCGAUGCUUUCACCAAAUGGGUUGAAAUCUUCCCCACCAAAACGACAACCAGUUCGUGGUGUAUCAGAAAAUUACAUGAGAUUUUUAUUACGUUUGGGUUUCCCUUAACACUCGUUUCUGAUAACGGACGUCAAUUCAUUUCAACAGAGUUCGAAGAUUACCUUAAGAAAAAAGGAGUAGUACAUAGAACGUCCGCACCGUACCAUCCAGCUACUAACGGACAAGCUGAGAAAUAUGUACAGACCAUUAAAAAGGCUUUAAAUUGCAUGGACACUGAACCAGGUAAUCUGCACGACAAAAUCCUAGCAGUAAAGGAACGUUUGUUAAGAACACCGAGUACUACCACCGGCAAGAGCCCAUAUGAACUUAUGUUUAGCAGAACGAUAAGAAAUACGUUGCACGUGCAGUUCAAGAUUAGGGGGGAAGAUGUGGGGGCAAGACCCGAAAGGUCCGAAGAAAACCGCACCGUUCGGUCAUUUACUGUCGGCCAGAGAGUUUAA
Molecule: messenger RNA, 708 nt
Organism: Cydia splendana
Lineage: Eukaryota; Metazoa; Arthropoda; Insecta; Lepidoptera; Tortricidae
Exons: 1
Coding region: 1-708 (235 amino acids)
Biological process (GO): DNA integration
Molecular function (GO): nucleic acid binding
Source: RefSeq, a predicted model, not a curated record